CACCAUUAGAAGCGUUGCGCACCACCAUAAUAAUAUAACUGACGCAGGAUGCAUUACACUCCUUAAAACGUAUUCUUUUGUGUUUAUGUCAUAUAUAAAGCUUAAUGUGUUAGUUUUGAGAAACAAACAUACAGCGAAUUAUUCCUAAUAUAUGUCUUGCACUCUAAAUGUUGUUUCUGAUAAGUCAUGUGCUAAUAUUUGAAGAGAAAUUAGUGUUCCAUUCUGAUUAAUAGCGACAUCAACUCGAGUCAGUCAAAGCUUUGACUCUGUGACGCCCAAAACAAAAAUAUAAACACACGUUUAACGCGUCUUUACUGCGUACAAGCAGGUUUGAUCAUCCAGUUACAUUCACAGAUCUCGUGUGGUAUAUAGAGAGGAGUAUUGUGGCGAUGGAGAUUGUGUGUGAUGGAGAGGAGUCAGAGGUGAUGCCACAGGCGUGUGUGCUGUCUGAGUUCAGUGAGAUCGCAGAGGUGAAAACUCUUAUCAACAUUCUGCCUGACAUCCAUCACGACACUGCCAGCAGGGAGGCCACCAUCGAGAAGUUUGUGGUUCUCAUGGACCGUUACCAGGAGCAGCCACAUCUUCUGGACCCUCAUCUAGAGUGGAUGCUGAGCAUGCACCUGGAGAUGAUCCGAAGUGAGAAGUCACCACCUCUGCUGGUCCAUCUCUGUUUCAAAUUCCUCUACAUCAUCUCAAAGGUCAGAGGCUACAAAAUCUUCAUGCAGCUCUUUCCCCAUGAGGUGUCAGAUGUUCAGCCGGUUCUGGACCUUUUAUGCAGACAGGACCCGAAAGACACUGAGACCUGGGAAACACGCUACAUACUCCUCCUCUGGUUGUCUAUGACAUGUCUCAUUCCCUUUGACCUCUCCCGUCUGGAUGGAAACCUGUCCACUGACUCUGGACUCAACAGAGAGACCAUCAUGGACCGUAUCCUGGCUGUUGCCAAGUCUUUUCUCAGAGUGAGUGACAAAUCUCGAGAUGCUGCAUCAGUGCUGGUAUCAAAGUUUGUGACUCGUCCAGAUGUGAAGCAGAAGCGGCUGGGUGAUUUUCUGGACUGGUGUCUGACCACCAUCUCUCAGACAAGUGAGCUGACCAGGGGAACUGUGGCACUCGAUGGAGCUUUACAGUCACUGGCUCAGCUAUUCAAGCAUGGGAAACGUGAUGACUUCCUGCAAUAUGCCCCCACGGUGCUUCAGUGUCUAAACCAAAAGAGAAUAGCCGAGAGUAACCAGGCCACAUUGCGGAAGUUGGGAGCAAAAGUAGUCCAGAGACUGGGCCUGACAUUUCUAAAACCACAAUUGGCCAAAUGGAGAUACCAGAGAGGAAGUCGGUCUCUCGCAGUGAACCUGUCCCAGUCUGCCGUCACAGAAAGUGUAGAUGCCAUAAAACCGGAUCUAGAGUCUGUCAGUCAUGAGGAAGACUAUGACAUGCCUCCAGAGGUGGAGAAUAUAAUUGAACAACUGUUGGUGGGGCUAAAAGACAAAGAGACAAUAGUGCGAUGGUCUUCUGCCAAGGGGAUUGGAAGGGUGACGGGUAGACUGCCUAAAGAGCUCGCAGAUGAUGUGGUGGAGUCUGUUUUAGAGUGUUUCAGUUUCCAAGAAACAGAUAAUGCCUGGCAUGGGGGCUGCCUGGCUCUUGCAGAGCUGGGCCGGAGAGGACUGCUGCUUCCUUCACGUCUUUCAGAUGUGGUGCCACUGAUUGUAAAAGCUCUGACAUAUGAAGAGAAAAGAGGAGCAUGCAGCCUGGGCUCAAAUGUCCGUGAUGCAGCCUGCUAUGUGUGCUGGGCUUUUGCCCGCGCCUACGAGCCCAAUGAACUAAAGCCCUACGUCAACCAGAUUGCCAGUGCGCUGGUCAUCACAACUGUAUUUGACAGGAAUGUGACAUGCAGGAAGGCUGCCUCUGCUGCAUUCCAAGAGAACGUGGGCAGACAGGGCACCUUCCCCCACGGCAUAGAUAUUCUCACAGCCGCAGACUACUUUACAGUCGGUAACCUGAAUAACUGCUACUUGACAAUCAGUGUGUACAUCACUGGUUUUGAGGAAUACACCAAACCUCUAAUUGACCAUUUGGUGGCUAUGAAAGUCAACCACUGGGAUGGAGUGAUCAGAGAGCUGGCCACAAAAGCACUGCACAAUCUAACUGUCCAGGCUCCUGAAUACAUGGCCAACACUGUGCUACCCCAACUGUUGCCCAUGGCGACAGGGAUGGACCUACAUGGACGUCAUGGCGCUAUCCUGGCCUGCGCUGAGAUUACUCACGCACUUUAUAAGCUUGCUGCCAAGAACAAUAGUUCUGUGACUGAUUUCCUGUUAUCUGACACCAUUGAAGGCCUCAAGGGCAUUCAUCAGAAGCUCUCUGACAGAAAGCAGUACAGGGGAUUUGGUGGAGAGCUCAUGAGACCAGCUGUCUGUGGCCUUAUUGAAAAGCUGUCUCUCUCCAAGAUGCCAUUUAAAGAUGACCCAGUUAUUGCUGGAUGGCAAUGGCUAAUUGACGACAGCUUGAAGAAACUUCAUCUGUUUUCUAGUGGGGCCAGACUGGGUAUACAGGAUGCUGCAGUUUCAGCAUUGGCAGCGCUGUGUCAACAGUUUUAUCAGGUUGAGCCGGGGGUGGCUGAUGUGAAAAUGCAAGAACAGUUGGUUAGUCAAUACCUGUCUGCCUUGGAGAGUCCUGAGGUAAUGACCCGCUGUGGCUGUGCUCUUGCCCUGGGCUCACUGCCUUCAUUUAUGAUACAUGGCAAACUACAGCAGAUCUUGUCUGGGCUCCAAGCAGGCUGUAAAGUGGCAAAGAAAGAGGAGAGUCUAACAGAAGGCAGGAGGGAUGCGGCCAUAGCCAUGUCACAGGUGUGUCUAGCUGUUGGAGUGUGUGCGCUAGGCAGCCCAGACCACGUCUUGUGUGAAAGCAACAUAAGAGCUGUGUAUGAAGCCUUGUUGGACUGUAUGAACGACUACAGCAUGGACAGUCGAGGGGAUGUCGGAGUCUGGGUGAGGGCGGCAGCGAUGAGCAGUCUCAUGGACGUGACCAUGCAGGUGGUGGCGUCUGCUCCAGAUAUCCUCUUCUCUGACCUUGUUCAGCGAAUGAUGUGCUGCCUGGCCCAGCAAGCUGCAGAGAAGAUAGACCGCUACCGAGCCCAUGCUGGCACCAUUUUCCUUCGUCUGCUCCACAGCUCGGAGCCAGCAGUACCUCACAUUCCCCACCGAGAUGAGCUACUGACCAUCUUCCCUCCAAAUACAGGAAACUUGCUCAACUGGAAUGCUGCAUCACAGGCCUUCCCUCACAUCACUCAGCUCCUGCAGCUGCCUCAGUACCAGUACCACACGCUCCUGGGCCUCACCGUGUCUGUGGGUGGCCUCACCGAAUCUACAGUGCGUUUCUCCUCGCAGUCUUUAUUUGAGUACUUGAAGGGCGUUCAACAGAAUGCCACAGCACUGCAGCAGUUUGGAGACACACUGUUAUGCAUCUUCAGAGAUAACAUCCGCAAUGACAGGGUCUCUGUCCCUUUACUGAAGAUGGUGGACCUACUCCUUGCCAAUGGCUGCUUUGAACUCUUCACCAGUGAGGAGAGUCAUCCAUUUGGUGUUGAGCUACUCUCACUGUGUAAGGAGGAAAUCAAGAAGUCGAAAGAUGUCCAGAAGUUGUUGUCAUGUAUAGCUGUGUUCUGUGGAAUGGUGCAGUUUCAGGGUGAUGUGAGGAAGAAUGUCUUAGUGCAGCUGCUAAUGUUGCUCGGUCAUCCCUUCCCCGUGAUCAGAAAGACGACUGCCAGCCAGGUGUACGAAAUGCUCUUGACCUAUGAUGAUGUCAUAGUCGAUGAUCAAGUACUAGCUGAUGUCAUGGCCUCGCUUAGUGACACUAAUUGGGAAAGUGACAUUGCCACAGUGCGGACACACAGGAAUCAGCUCUGUGAUUGGAUGGGAGUGCCAAGGCCGACACUGAUUGUCAAGAAUUUACCACAGAGUUCCAACACAAGAACUUAGGUGCCUCUCCAGGUCACCAGAUGGCCUCUCUGCACCACGUCCUCAUUCUGGACACCAGCCGUGUCCAAAUGUCCUCAUUACUGUCAGAUAAUGUUGUCCAUCUAAUACUACAUGACCUGUCAUCAUUAAAUUCUUAAAUAAAACUUGCUUGUGCUCAGUGCUUAAUUUGUAAAUUGAGAGGUUGGAGAACAAGGACUAGUGAUGAGGACACAUAAAUGAAAUAUAGUGCGUUUUGACACUGCAGGUAGAGUGGUGAGGCAAAAAUGCAUCGCUCCCAUUAAAAUCAGCAAGGUAUGGACAGUGCAAGAAGCUUGUUGAUAAUGGUUGAGUAAUCUAGUUAUUUGUUUACAAUGCUUACUUGUAGUGUAGAUUGUAAAGCAUCACUAAUGGUUUCCUAAUAAUUUGCAUUUAAUUAAAUCGAAUGUAGAUUCAUUAAUCUUGUAUGUACCAUAUUGUCCGGAAAUAAAGCAUCACCUUAAUGUACGUUGCACUUGAUCACAAUUGCGUCGUUAAAAGAUAAAAACACGGAUAAGUCACAUCUCAGUGUAAGCUGCACUUUCUUUCAGCCGCUCAACAUGU
Messenger RNA from Xyrauchen texanus (razorback sucker), 4550 nucleotides. RefSeq names its product tubulin-specific chaperone D-like. Gene Ontology annotation, cellular component: lateral plasma membrane. The record is from RefSeq and is a predicted model, not a curated record. NCBI's taxonomy places the organism in Eukaryota, Metazoa, Chordata, Actinopteri, Cypriniformes, Catostomidae. Gene Ontology annotation, molecular function: beta-tubulin binding; GTPase activator activity. Gene Ontology annotation, biological process: adherens junction assembly; tubulin complex assembly; post-chaperonin tubulin folding pathway.